CUUCGGGCGUAGCCGCCCCACCGCACUCCACCCUGAGGGGGCCCUCCGCCGGGCGGUGCAGGCUGAAGGGAGCCCGGGCCCCCAGCCCUCUCGGGGCACCGAAGGGAACCGAGGCUGCGCUGCGGGCGACGGAACGACCCGGGGAGAGGGAGGAGACCAGGCCCCGCGUCGCGAGGGGGAAACGGCUUCUCCGAGUCAUGGCUCCGACGGGGAAGAGAUACUCCUGUUCAACCUCGAUACGCCGGGGGACCCCCAACUUCUCUCCCCCGGGAGGACGACGCCCCUUGUCGUGGGCGUACGCUCUUCCCCAGCUCCCGUGCAUUUGUCAGCAGAGGGAGGCUCGCUCCCGCGGGUGAACCGUUUGAUGUAAAAGACUUGACUCCAUAAUCUGCAUCUGCCCUAAUGCUGUCAUCCGGAGUAGAGACUCAGCCAGUUCCACUUGAUUCCUCCAUGUCUGCCGUGGUACAGGAAUUAUACUCGGAACUCCCAGUAAGUGUCUCCAAAGAGCUUCAUGCUGACCCUGAGCCAAGUGUGAUUCCAGAUGUAAAACCCGGAGCCUCAAGCUCUCUUAUAAGUCAGAGUAGGGCAGUGCCCUUGGAGCUGCAGAGGACUCCUGCGGAAAGUUGUUGUGAAGAAGCCUCUGAGACCUUGGAUCAUGGGGGUGCGCCUGGGCGGUGUGGGCUGGUGGACUCCACGGCAGCAGGUUCUAUGGCUUCUGGGAUCUUGGAUAGGGAAGAAAAAAACAAAAGCAUGGAGCUAAAGGUCUUCAGAGAUCGAGGGGACCAGGCGGAAAUUGUAAGAAACCCCUGUGAGGGAGCAAAGGAAGACCCAUGCCAACAUUCCACAGCUGCUGAAGAAAAGAUCAGCCCAAGUCAGGAGGACCUCCAAAUGCAGUCAAGCAGAGAACUUUUAUGCACAGACGUCCCUGAAGAAUGUCUGAGGAGCAAAGAAGGAAGUGUACAGAUUACAGAACAAACUCUGCUAAAAUCUACUGAAGAGGUACAAGGUAUGAAGGUCAAUGGGACUAAGAUGGAUAAUAAUGAAGGACACAAGAAUGGCAAUGUGAGUAAAGGUCUCUCAGCUGGGUGCAGCAAAUACCCAGAAGUAGACAAAAUCAUGACCAGUGGUGAGGUUUCAGAAACCAGCACAAUAGUGUCCCUAGAGCCUUUAACCUUUGUGGACCCUGGAUUAACAGAAGCAACUCCUAAAGAAAAAGAAUGUGAAGAAUUGAAAACUUGUCCUUCUUGGUUGUCAUUGUUACCAGGGAACAGUGCCAUUUCCAAAGUGGACAAUGGAAAGGAAGAGUUGUGCAAAUUAAACCUUGUCUGUGAAGCAGAUGACAAUCACCAACAGAUUCUUGGCCACCAUAAUGAAAAACACAGUUGUGCACAUGGCAGUCCCAAAGCUACAAGAAAUGUAGUUGUUGUAGAAAAUUCUGAAGUUUCACAUUUCACAUCAAGUUUGUCUAGUCCAGAAUCCAGAACAGCAUCCUUAGAAAAAUGUGGUUUUGAAGGUAAUUGCUUGCUGAAGAGAUCUGCUGAAAAGACAGAUAAUUCCUGUUUUGAUGGGAAUGAUCAAAGCAAGAACUUGGCUUCUAGGAAAGAAAAUGAAGAAGAACUUUUGAACCCCAGAAGUGAACCACAGGAACUCUUUUUUGUUAAUGCCAGGCAACCAGAAGCAAAUGCUAGUGAUCAUUGUUCUGGUGAUGAAGAGACUGUUGACUCCCCGAAAGAGAAUAUCCAUGAUAACUUGUGCAUUCAAGGUGGUAUCCAUACAGACAGUUCUAGUUCUUUAAUGGCCAAUUCUUUUAGUGAAGCCACAGAAGUAAUGUUAAAAAAAAAUGAUUUGAAAAUCACUUCAGAGAUUCGGUGUAGCUUGACAAACUGUAAGGACCACAGAGUAACUUGUACAAAUAUGAGCCAUCCAGGUGGACACUCUGAAGAGAGCAGUUUUUCCUCCUUGAUGCAGAUUGAAGAGCCAGAACAGACUACCACUAUAGAGCCCAAUAUGUUAAGUAAAAAGUUUUACAGUAAAGACUCUAACUCCUUAGUCAGCACCCAGAGAAAUCUGGAAGGCAACACCCAGUUAAAUGAAGCAUCGUAUAAUGUGUUUCUUAUUGAAAGAAAAUCCCCUGUGAGUUUAAUGCCAGAGGACCAGAUAAGUCCUGUAAAUGAGGUAUCAAGACCCAAGAAAAAUAUUGCUCAGCUACCACCAUCGCUAGAGUUUGAUUACAGACUUGGGUCAGAAAAAGCUGUACAGACCUCACAAGAUGAUAUUCCACAUUUAGAUGAACAGAGCGUUGCCUGUGAGAUAAAUCAGUUUCCUUGUUCCGAUGAACUGGUUGUAAACAAAAUAGAAAAUGAAUGUGUUUUAAAUCAAGUGUCCCUUAAUUCUCGAGACCACACCAAGCUGCCAGCUGACAAAGAUUUGCCUUUAGCAACAAGCAAGGAUUCCCAACAGAGCCAUCACCCUCCAUUAGAGGUUGGAGUAGACGUCAUUGCUGAUACCCAAACCAUUUCCAGGAAGACAAAAAUGAAAGACAUCUUUCCACCAGGUGACAAAACCUGUGGUGCCUCUUCCAACAAUCCCACCUUAAACAUCAAACCAGUAAGUCUAGAAGGAAAAAGUGAAAUGGCUGAUUCAGGAACAGAAGAUCUACAUUCCAGACUUUUCUCAAGUAAGAAAGAAGCAGCAGGCUUGCCUCAAGAGGUUUCUAUCAUGGAAUAUCAAAGUGUUCAAUCUCAGGAUCUCUCUAGCUCUCAUUGUAUAAGAAAAAAUGCACCAGAAAAGAGCAUGGGUUCUGCUUGUACUGCUUUUGAGUCUAGCAAAACCAUCCUGGAAGUUGAAAACUCUUUGAUAACCAAGUAUGAAAAUGCAUUUCAGGGCAGCAAUCACCACUCCCAAGGAAGAGAAGUCUCCAUGAAAAGUACCAUCCAUAAGGUGACUGAUACAUUCGAGGAAAGUGAACUUGAUGGGAGAGAAACUAAAGGCAGCCUUCCAGAAGAUGAGAUUAGAAACAAAACAACAGCAGGCAUGUUAAACAGUGAAGCUUCCAGUCACACCACCAGUUACAUCCAACCCAGUGAGGAAGGGCUAGAAGGAAAGGAACAGAAUAUACCCAAAGAGACUGUGUUUUGUAAGUAUAGCAUCUCUGAUUGUGCCACACAAGAACUAAACCAAUCUGCAAACAUUCCAAGUCCUGAAAAACUGUUGGACCAGUCUCCUAGUAUUGUGUUCUCGAGUUUUAAAAUCAUGAACCAAACAAUUGAAACUCUUGAUCAGAAAGCAGAUGAAGUCUUUGACUGCCAGAGUAAUCUAGUCAGACCAGAUGUAGGCAGAAGUGAAGAUACCCUAGGUAGUGACCAGAGAGAGACCAUCACAGAGCCUAACAGAGAGGUAAGUCACAACCAAAGGGAUCUGCUAGUCAGUUCAGGCAGUAACAACUCAUUGUCUGGAGGUAGUCCAGAGAAAGGCGAUUUGAAAGGAGCCUUUGAAGGGAUUUCUGGUUGUGAGGAGUCUACAGAUGGUGUGGUAGAUGUCAUCUACACAGACUGUAGUAAUAAACCUACAGAAGGCGUGCUGGACAUAAGGGCAUCUAGUACAUUUGAUGGUGCUGCAAGGCAAAAUAGACUGGUAUUACAUGAAACCUCAAGGAGUACCCUGUCUCAGAGAGAACUGAAGGCUGCACUUACAGGAAUGAUUGACCAGGACUCAGAUUUCCCAGAUACUACUUCCUCUAUAGUGGAAUCUCUUGAACUAAAAAAAUCAUGUGAAGAGAAAGUAUGCAGAUCAUUAAAAGAUUGUGAAAUGGAAGUGUGUGUAGACUCUUGUGCCCAUGAGAUAGAAUGUAUUGCAGAUCAUGAACCAAAUAUAAAAAUAUUAGAUAGAGUAAAUGUGUCUUUAAAUUAUAUUCAUCAUGAACAGCAAGUUAAAGAAGGAUGUCUGAGAGAAACACAAGGAAUGGUUGAAGGAUCAAAACUGGAAAUAAAUUCUGAGUUUGACAAGGAAGAUACCUUUGGAAUUUCCUCAAAAGAGGUAAUGUCUUUUAGAUGCCAAGGUGAGAACUCUGUUCCGCCAGGGAUCCUGAAAUCCAUUGAGCUAAUGCCUUUGUGUCUGUCUUCUGAAGAAAAUUCAGAAACUAAUAUUAAUAGUGAAGAAACUGACCUGGAAAAUCUUUUAAAACCAAAAGAUGAUGAGAUGCCUUGUGGAAACGUAAAGGACUGCACAGUCCUGCCUGAGCUCAAGAGAGGAGCACCAAGGGAUAUGAGUAAUCCUAGUGAAGGAAACAGUGUAGACAUCAGUGUGAAAAAUUUGCCUUUGACAAUGGAAACAGAAACUACAGUGAAAGGUGAAGAAACUGAAGAACAUCAAAGGGGACCGCUGGGUCACUUAACUGUUGGGGAGGAAUCUGAGGAGAUGAUUACCAGAGAAUAUAGCCACGGUGAUAAUAUGAGUGAGAUUUCUCAGACCCACUUUAAAUCCCAGAGGAUGCUUGGUGAUGCCAACGAACAAAGCCAGAAGAUUUUGGACCACAUGUUGCAGAAGGAAGAGGAACAUAUACAGCAAAAAGAAGCACAUGCAAUAUUGGAACAAUGCACAUCAUCUAAUAUGUUGUCAGAUGAGGUGCGAAGUAAGAACCAACCUAAGGAUUGUAAAGAUAAGUUCCCCAUGAUGAAAGAAAUCACCCUAGCAAAGCUGGCCAAGGGCGACAUUGCUGCACGGUUUCAGAAGUUGAAAGACCCACAGGAGGAAAGCUUGUGUCAUCCAUUAAAAAAGAACAUUAAGUUGUGCACAGGUCCUUGCCUUCGUGGUGCCCCCUGGAAAGCACAAGACCCCUCCUCUGCUAGGUGUGAUGAAAUACACGGUGCCUUUGGGAACACUUCACAUCAGAAAAUAGUGCUUCCCUUAAAGAAGCAGCCCCAUCGACCAUGUAAGAAAGUUACCUGUCAGGAGCAAGUCAACAUGGGGAGAAAAGUGAGUAAAAUCAGAAGUUCUGUCUUUUUAAAGAGUUCCUCUGAAACCAUCCCCACAAAAGCACACAGAUUUCUCAGUUCACAUACUGUAUCUGCGCCCACAAAACUGGAACCCGAAACAGUACCUACUGGGAGCUUAAUUAGCCAAAUACCAAAGCAGAAGGCUAUUCUGUGCCAUCCUUUGAGGAGCCUGAAUGUUAGGAAGCCUACCAAAGAAUCAGCCUUAUUCAACAAGCUGUCCAUCCUUGCCUCCAAACUGGCCCCAGCCAUGAAGACCCAGAAACUAAGAUAUCGGCCGUAUUCCUCUGAACUUCUUCCAGUGACUAAAAGCUACAAGCGACUCAGAUAUCAAAGACUCCUGGAUGGAUUUUCGUAUAAUACAAUACAGUUGAAUCCAUAUUUGGCAGCUAGUGGAUGGGAUAAGUGGCCUAAUAGUAAGCCUUUGACACUUUAUUCUCUUGAAGCCAUCAAAAUGAAUUUCAUAGAUUUGAGCGACAAGAUGCCAUCGCUGCUGUUUGGUUCUGAAAUCUUCCCAGUAUCCUUUCAUGUGAAAUCAGGCUCUGAGUGCAUGGCCGAGUCCCCAAGGACUUUUCCUGAGCACUGUGCUCCAACGAGGCUUGCCUUAGGAGAGGCCCCACAGUGCCCAUCUCAACCUCCCAAGUGGACCUUUUCUUUCUUCUUGUCCCACGGUUGCCCUGGGAUGGCCACAUUCAGGGAAGACACUGGCCUCCGUGGUCAGGCAUGCGCCCAGGCUCCUUCACACCCUCCAGUUCCUCUCCAAGACUAUGGAGGCACCGCCAUAGUCCAGACCAGAGCAGGCUGCUCUGUCCUUGGCCUUCACACACUUCUAGCACUUUGUUCCCCUGGAUGUUACCGGAUCUGGACAAAAAAACGGAGCUUCUCCAGUCACAUGCCUGCCAUGCAGAGGCUCUUCAUGACCCAGGUUACACAGGGCUUGAAAGGGUUAAGGUCUCCAGCCUCCAUAGCGGACAAAGUCUUCUGUUCUCUACCCUACUCGGUGGGCCGAGUGCUGUCCAUUUGGAGCCAGCAUGGGCCUACUGCCUGCCCCUUCAAAAUCUCUGCUCUUCAUUCCACUCACAGCAUGCGGCAGCCAACUCUGGGCACCAUAAGCAGCCACACCAUGUUACCACAUGUGCCUCUUCCAGGCGUGGAAGCUACUUACAACACCAGCGGCAGUCAGAUGAGUCUAGAGCCUUCAUUCUCUGCCUUGGUACCAAAGUCUUGCUUGGUAACAGAAUCAGCUGUCAGCAAGCUCUUGCUUUCAGCCUCUGAGUUCCAGGUUCCUGGAUUUGAUGAGCUGGAUGGUAUGACAGCAGCGUGCCCCCGGCCACAGAGCAGCUCUCCGGAACAGAAAGAGGCCGAGCCAGAGAAGAGGCCAAAGAAAGUCUCACAGAUUCGCAUCCGGAAAACCAUUCCUAAGCCAGACCCUAAUCUUACCCCCAUGGGCCUUCCUCGACCCAAAAGGUUAAAGAAAAAGGAGUUUAGUUUAGAAGAAAUAUAUACCAACAAGAAUUAUAAGUCUCCUCCUGCAAACAGGUGUUUAGAGACCAUCUUUGAGGAACCUAAGGAACGAAAUGGUACGCUAAUCUCAAUCAGCCAACAGAAGAGGAAACGAGUUCUAGAAUUUCAGGAUUUUACGGUCCCACGAAAGAGGAGAGCUCGUGGUAAGGUCAAAGUGGCAGGCAGCUUUACCAGGGCCCAGAAGGCGGCACUGCAGAGUCGAGAGCUGGAUGCCCUUUUGAUCCAGAAACUAAUGGAACUGGAGACCUUCUUUGCCAAGGAAGAGGAACAGGAGCAAUCAUCUGGUUGUUGAGAAGCAAUUCAGUUUGGGGGUAUCAAUUUUAAAUUUUCCAGGCCUCCUUGGAAAAGAUUUCCUAAUUUUGCCCUACUGCCCAAACCACUCAACAUGCAGUCCGUGGAUUUUUACCUAUUUCAAGGUGCAACCUUUUUAGGAACUGGUGAAGGAGGGUCCUCUACUUCUACUGCUGAGUAUAGAACCUCAGGAACGCUCCCUUUCUCCUGGAAAUGGUCCUGAGUGACAUCUGGCCUCCUCCGCACACUCUCUGCCAUCCACAGGAGGAGGCCGCAGCAUACCUUCAGAAACACUAGGAUUCCAAGGACUCACAGCAUUUGCACGUCCAUGUGAAAGUUACGCGUUGUUUACGGUGGUGCUAGACCAAGAUUAUUUAGAGACGUGGCCUAGGGAGGGGUACCUGGCAUCCUGGCCUAUAUGGUCUCACCGGCUCAUUUCAGUAGUUGAGGAAUGAUGAGCUGUUUGGUUUUCUAAUCCUUUGAGUCUGCCCAGCACCGAUGUGUGUGUGUGCGUGUGUGUGUGUGGCUUUUUCCCAUCAUUUUCUUCCCUCUGUGACUGUGGGUCACUAGUGCCAGAGGAGCCCAUCCAGGCCCCGUUCGAAGUAAGUUGCACUUUUUAAUGUUGUGGUGUUGAUUAUUUUCCUUUGCUUGCUUUCUUUCUUUCUUUCUUUCUUUUUUUUUUUUGGUAUUAUUGCUGCAUGUUUGGAGCCUUUAAAUGUGAUUUUAAAACAAUUUUUUUCAGACAUCAUGGAGAAAGACAAUACAUGUCUUCAGAAUAUAUGAUAGGCAUUCGACCCAGUUUUUCGGUGCAUGGUGUGGGACAAUGGACAGACAUUUUCCCAUUCAUGUGUUUCAAGCAGUCCCUUCCCCAUCUCCAACUUCUAGUGUAACUCAUUAGCAGGAGCACUUUUUUCAUCUGGGUUCUUAUUCUUACCCACUAAGUAGAUGUAUCUAUUUUAAUAACAGAAGUAAGAGCAGGUUUCUCUCCCAGUCAUUUAAAAAAUAUGAAGAUUGGGUGUGGUUUUAAUGGGUUUUAUCUGAAGUGGUCUGUCACAAAGUUGAGAACAACAGCUCGGGCGAUGAUAAAGUCUGACCCAGAGUGUUUGCAGCUGUCAGAGCAACCUACUCCAAGAGUGGGGAGAGGAGAUGGCCGUGGUUCAAACCCAGUGAUGCAUUCUGGCAGUGCGAUCACGAAAUUCCACAGCCAGCUCUCUCUGAGGGCACGUCAUACUCUGGGCUCCUGUGUCAAACCUGCUGGGAAUUUUGUAGAAUGCCAGGGUUAGCUGAGCUGCUUCACCUGUGCCUGCAGGAGUCUGUGGGCAGAAGAGUACUGUGUGGGUCAGCAGGCCCAGAGGUUUCAUUCCUUUUCCACUUAAUCCCUGGGUAUCCUCGCCCUGCUUCCCCUCCCUUCCUUCUCUUAGGUUUUAUCUUUUUUUCUCUCUCUCUCUCAAAACAAGAGUUCGGAGAAUUAACAUUCCUUGGCUGGUGAGUGGGGUGCUAAACCCAGCCUCAGGUUACACUGGUCGCCUCUUCCCAUUCUCCUAGGAGCCACUGCUGGAAAGCAGCCACCGAUGGGAACUGUCAGAGUUCCAGAAACAUUUUCAAGUCAGUCUGUUAGAGAAGAGUGAGUGGUGCCCUCCUGGAAUGUGUCUCCUAGGUUUCUUUUGCUUCCCCAUUUGUUAGUGGGUGGGGAGAUGGGGUGGGGGUGGGGGGUCUCUAUGUGCCUUUCCUUUGCAGGUUGACAGUCUGUGCCACACUGGAGCAGAAAAACUGACAUGAGCAAGAAAAACAAAGUGCCACGUCUGUCUUCUAGGCCCACUGCCUCAGCCAUAGCAUUUAGUAAGUGAAAUACACACCUGGUAAUCCAUGGAGGCUUCUUAAGGCCAUGGCAAAAUAGCAUUAGAAGAGAGCCAUGCUUCCACACUGGCUCUGAAUGAUGCAAACUAGAUUCUGCCGUUCUGCAUCCACUUUGCCCAGACUGUAUAGACACGACCUGUGUUUCACCUCAGUACCUCUCCCUUCCUGGGACAGGGUCCUUAGACACUAAAUGCUUCUCUCUGUCUUCUUGCUUAAGGGAGUGGGGUGAGUAACACAUCGUGCCCUUGUACAAACGUUUUAGGGAGCUCCUGCUGGACAGCUUGCAAGCUCCCAGUGAGUCGACAGAGCCCUGUUUGCCAGCUCCAUUGCCAGUGUAGACGAGCCAGCAGUGUGGCAGCCGUGUCAUCCCGCAGACUAAAGUUGAGGUGGGCACAGCUGUGGUAUCACCAACAUCACAGAGAUACAACUUUAAGUUUGCCCAUUGCAGGUGUGGCACUUGUAAGGGCCAGGAGCAGUGAUUUGGGACAUUGGCAUCUGGGAGGGGAGGAUUGGAGGAAAUGGAGACCUGGGCUCCCUCCUUGUCCUGGGAAUGAAGGAGAGAAGCUGCUCUGAGGCCAACCCUUGAAAUUCUUGGCCUGCCCUCUGGCUAGGGCCCUUCCCCCACUCCAAAGUUAAGAAGGGGCCCCCCUGCAAACUUGAAAUUGCUUACCUGAAGUUGAUACAUCGGGUUCUGCUCAGCCACACCUGUCUUAACAUCCAUUUUCACCAUUGGCCUAGCCAGCUGCAGUGCUGUCUGUGAUCCUCGGAGCCUGUGGUACCUGCCCACGAUGGGAGACGUUAGACGGCUGCUGGCACGUCACCUGCCCAGAGCUACAGGAGGUCUGGUUCUGGGGUGGGAGUUGGUACAAUUUCUGAGUAUGGGGACUUCCUACCCCAAGUGGUGGGGAGUUACAGUUAACCGUAACUUACUCAACUUCAGAGGUUUAGUGUUUUUCAUAUGGGAAAGAGAGGAGAAAUCUCAGGUCCAAUCAGGGUUAUGCCCAUUAGCUUUUUGCUGAAACUUUGAACUAUGGUUUUUUGCAGCUUUCAGUUUAUGGCUAUAUUUGCCCCUCCCCCUCUCUCUCCCCCGACCCACCUUCCCCUCCUUCUCUUUUCUUUUGGUUUCCUUUCCAACUUCAUUUCUCCUUUAGUUUAAACGUACCUCAUCACCUGUUAAAGCAAAUUAUGUCCACUUUUUCUUACUGACCUUACUCUAAGAGCUACAACUGAGGGAGGUACAGUGAAAGACAUGUAGCGUUUGCCUUACUUGGAGCCUGAAGAGCUCAGAAACUCAUGCUGUGAAUCCCAAAACUCAGCGCUCCUCCAAGAGCUGUGAAAAUCAUGACACUUUGUCACAAUUUUGCCUGAAAGGGUCUUUUGCGUGGGCGCCAGAGCCAACCUGAGGUAAAUUCCAGAUCCCACCCUCUGGGCACGAUGCUUCCCACAUGGCUUAUUCCCUGCCUGCCAGGCCAAGAGCAGCACAGAGUGUGCAGGACUGGGGCAGCAAUCCGAGGCUUUGGUGCAGCUUAAUGGAACGCAGAGCCAGUGCUGCGUCUCCAGGCUGGGAUUUCAUCUCAUGAUCAAUACCAUGUCCAUUCAGAUCCGCGAAAGACCAACCUUUAGGCAGUGAUACUUCUCUCCCAUUACCUGGGGGGAAAGUAUGCAGUUGGUGCUUUCUUAAUUCCCUUGUUUUGUUUUGUUUCUAUAAGCUUUCCCCCGGUAUCAUGGAAAGGACCUUUUAAACACCACUCUGUGGGUAGCUGUAUCCAAAAUCUAAGUAAUUGGCCAGACGUGCAGAGUAUCCUUUCCUGGGUUCAUGCAAGGAAGGGGCUCCUUCCACAGCUGAACUUCUUCCCUAAGAAGCUGGCUGGGGAGGAAGGCUUAACUUUACUAAAAUCAAAGUUUAAUAUUACCAUCUAGCCACAAAUUGAGCAGCAAAGGCUAUUUCGAUAGUGAAAUGAGGGUCCCCAUGUAGCCUGCCAUUUAGCACAGCAUACCCAGAUUUGAUGCUUGUUCAUUGUGUGUCUUCACAAGCCCCUCUCUGGUGCUGAAUUGGAUUUGAAUUCUUGGUGAGAGGCCUCAGCAUCUUUUUGGGCUGGUCUGGGCCAGUAAAUAGCUGCCUGAAGUGUUUAUAUAUUAUCAUGGUCAAUAGUUCAGUGAAAUUUGUACAUUUUUGGUAACAUUGGCAUACAUGAUGCCCCUGCAGUUCCUUUUCUGUUUGGUAGUUUGUGACUCUAAAAUUCCCACUGUUAUGUGUGUUAAUUUAUGAAAAUAAAUUUUUUUUUGAAAACCUUUCA
This is a messenger RNA of Equus quagga, 10960 nucleotides long. RefSeq names its product proline rich 14 like (gene PRR14L). The record is from RefSeq and is a predicted model, not a curated record. The transcript has 9 exons. Lineage: Eukaryota; Metazoa; Chordata; Mammalia; Perissodactyla; Equidae. Bases 403 to 6807 code for a protein of 2134 amino acids.